ACAGGAGAGUGGGGUAUUUCUUGUUGGUUUUCCUCUUUUCUUGGUCAUAUGACGUCUUGAUCUUGUGACUGAAAUUUUGUGUAUUUGUUGCUGCUGAAAAUUUGUGGUCCAAUCGCGCAAAAGAAGGCAAAGAUGAGAUACACACUCGGUUACAUCUUCUCGACGUCGUUCGUGUCGGUAGCGACUGUAUUGAUACUUUACCAUGUCCUUACGGGCAAGGGCGAGCGAGUCAGCGUUGGGUGGUUCCUGGAGGAAACGUCCCCGUACAUGUGGGCAACCCUUGGGAUUGGGUUCGCCGUGGCUCUAUCCGUCGUUGGUGCGGCCAUGGGUAUCCACACAACCGGUGUGAGCAUUGUCGGUGGUGGUGUAAAGGCUCCGCGCAUCAAAACGAAGAACUUGAUCUCGGUUAUUUUCUGCGAGGCGGUCGCCAUCUACGGUCUGAUCACAGCCAUCGUAUUGUCCGGUAUGCUGGACAGCUUCAAGUGGUCCGUGGUGGCGGGCAAUGAGAACAUUCGCAACAACAACUGGAUGUCCGGUUAUGUAAUGUUCGGUGCUGGAAUGGCUGUCGGAUUGGUGAAUCUGUUCUGCGGUAUUGCCGUCGGUAUCGUCGGAUCAGGUGCAGCCCUGGCCGAUGCUGCCAACUCGGCCCUGUUCGUGAAGAUCCUGAUCGUCGAAAUCUUCGGUUCUGCCAUCGGUCUGUUCGGUCUGAUCGUCGGUAUUUACAUGACCUCAAAGGUGAAGAUGGGUGACAAGGAGUAAGCAGCGAAAAAUGGGGAAGGCAAACAUACACCAUAUGUCAACCGGAAAGCACCAUUGCCAUCCAUUUCCCCAAAAGAAAACAAACAUAUGAAGUCCUACCGAAAUGAAUUCCAAAAGUAUUCUACAAUUCAGCUGCCUAAUAUCGGCCACAGCAAAAAGCGAGGACUUAUCAUGGAUAAUCAUGGUGUUUAAGAUUAUUGUUAUUUAAUUUGCUAGAACCAGUCCUCACGAGGACAGCACUGUUUGUUUGGCCAUUCCAAGUAUGUAAAGUAUGCGCACCGUUUUAAGAUCAGAGCCUCCCUGCCCAUGCUGCUGCAUCCCACGGACGGACCUUUCCGAAAAUUCCAUCAACUCCGUCACAUUCUUCCAUCGACGUACCGUCAUUGCAUGCUGGAGGAAGUUUGAAACCAGGGAGUGGGAAGGAGAAGCACUCAACAUCCGUAAUGUUGUAUAUCCUGUCGCUGUGUAUAUUGAUAAACGUCCGUUGCGAUGGUAUACUUUAUUUUGUUUCGUUAUGUACUACUUUUUUUCCUACUCUUCUGUCUGAUAGGAUUCAUUGUGUAUAGACAAAAAGAAAAUGUACUUGAUAUAUGUAACAUUACUCACCAUUAUUCCUCCCUCCCCUAGCUUAAUUGUGAGACUCGAUCAAAGAAUGUGCGAUGUAUCGAACGCAAUGAGUAUAUAAUAAACUUUUCUCCCAAACCAA
Molecule: messenger RNA, 1465 nt
Organism: Anopheles funestus (African malaria mosquito)
Lineage: Eukaryota; Metazoa; Arthropoda; Insecta; Diptera; Culicidae
Gene: VhaPPA1-1
Product: V-type proton ATPase 21 kDa proteolipid subunit c''
Exons: 3
Coding region: 133-759 (208 amino acids)
Biological process (GO): proton transmembrane transport
Cellular component (GO): proton-transporting V-type ATPase, V0 domain
Molecular function (GO): proton-transporting ATPase activity, rotational mechanism
Source: RefSeq, a predicted model, not a curated record